Protopolystoma xenopodis is the source of this 309-nucleotide messenger RNA. Lineage: Eukaryota; Metazoa; Platyhelminthes; Monogenea; Polystomatidea; Polystomatidae. The record is from the annotation of a GenBank genome assembly.
GGUGACUAUGGAGGCAAAGGAGAGCGUGGGCCAAAGGGAAAUAUUGGACCUCGUGGACGAGAUGGACCUCAGGGCCAAAUGGGUGAACAGGGACAAAUAGGAGAUUCCGGAGAUAAAGGACCACCUGGGUCUCCUGGUAAAAAGGGUGCCCCUGGACCAACUGCAAAUAUCCAGACGUCUCCAGAAAGUCUUUUCGUCCGACCGGAUGUUGCCCACUCAGAUGAUCCGAUGCAAAGCGACGAGACAUGGAACGAAUUUGGUAAUGAAGGUUAUGCAGCGGGAUACUUGAAAUCGCGUAAUAAGGUAUGA